AUGUCAGAACAAUUUACGUAUUCUGAUCCUACUCAUGUCAAACAUGCAAAAACCGUUAAUAACAGAGUCUAUGAAUCGAGUAAUGAAGAAGAAAUGGGGUCAAAAACCUAUAAAAUCCAUCAUUCUAAAUCUUCUGAUGUGAUCAAUAAAUUUGAUUCAUCAUCGCUAUUGAAAUUUAACCAAAAAGAAAUUGUUGAUAAUGCCAUUGAACAAGCAAAAGAAUUGUACCAAUGUUACUUUGAGAAAAUACCUUUUGUUCACGUUAAUGAUGUUUCAACUUUGUUAUUACUCCAAAAUGCGUUUAAUAAAUUGUUAUCAAAUAACAAAGGUCUUGGAAAAUUAUUGUUAAUUAAUGAUCCAACGAUCCAGGACUAUGGAAAAGUAAAGAUGUCUUCAGUAUAUUGUCAAAAUAAUAAUCUCCAGAUUUGGUUUCCCGUUUUUAGAGAAUUAUUAUCUCAAUCAUUAUUCCAUAAAACACUGGCGAUACAGAAAUAUUAUCCAGAGUAUGUUUUUUCUUUAAACUAUACGUAUAAAUAUAUUCGUGAUAAUAGAGAGGUAUUUGUUAGUGAAAUUUUAUUAAAACUUAUUAAUUUCUAUAUUCAUGCAAUGGAUAAUCCUUUUAUGGACGUAACUGAUAUUUCUGCAACUGCUACUUAUGGAACUGGUCAAGAAAUUGAUUUGGAAAUAAAUGAUUUUAUUAAAAAAUUGGACCUAUAUCGAAUAAUCUUAAUUUAUAAAAGACUUAAGACUAAUAUAAAGAACCUGGAAGCAUUUAUUGAUGAAUUAACAUUUGCUUAUCUUGAGUUUCCAAACAACAAUAACUUGCUAAAUCUAGAUCAAAUUAUUGUAAAUUUGAAAAGAAAUACAAGGUUUAUUAAACCCAAAUAUUUUCAGGAGAAAACUGAUAAUUAUUCAAACAGAUUCGAUAAUAAUAAAAAGAAGCAACUGAAGAAAAAUAAUAAAUAUGAACAUAGGAAUCAAAAUUCUUCAAAGGAUAAUGAUGAAAAUUAACAAAUUGGUAGUCACAAUACUGAUAUAAAAUUAUCUAGUUUUUCAAUAAAUAAUAUUAUUUCAAGUGACCAACCAAUCAAUAAUCAGUACAUCUAUGAUAAUAAUAAAAUAGAUGAUAGCAAAAAUUAUGUUUUCGACAGCGGAGCAAGCGUUACUGUGGUAAAUGAUAUAAAACAAUUAAUAAAUAUAAAGGAAGAUUUAGAAGAUAGUGAAAGGCUAUUCUAUACUGUUUCAAAUGUACCAAUUUAUGCAAAAGCUAAGGGUGAUUUAGUUAUAAAAAUCAAAAACUGCAAAUUUACAAUUAAUAACGCUUAUUAUAUUCCAGGAAUCCAACUGAAUCUAAUAAGUUUCAAUGAUUUAUUGAAUAAAGGUUUUCUAAUAUUAUUUGACAACGAUUAUUUAUUUCUUAUUAAAAAAUCUAAUGGAAAAUGUUUUAAUAUUGCAAAACGAGAUACGAAUUCUAAUUUGUUUAACAAUAUUAGAUCAAGAGAUUUUUUCAGUAUGAAACUAUCUCGAAAAAUUAUAGAUGAAUUAAAUAAUAUGAAUCAGAAAAUUAUCAACAAGAAAACAUUGAAUUAUUUCAAUAAUAAGUACAUUAAGAUUUCUAACAUGAAUCAUGAAAUCGCAAACCCGUUUAAACGCAAACGCGAUCUAAUGUACUAUCAUCUUAUGGGUAACCAUAUGUCUCUUGAAAGUAUGAAAUACUUAAUUAAAAGUGGGCAUAUAAAAAUGAGUUCUGAAAUAACGGCUUCGGAAGAAGAAAGGGUUAAAUCUUGUAAUGAAUGCUUAGCAAUCAAUUCAAAACAAUCCUCACAUAACCAUACUCAUUUCACAGCACCCAGAAGGUUAUUUAGAUUACAUUCAGAUACGUUGGGAAUAUUUAGUCACCGAGGCAAAAAGUAUUACAUUACAACCUUAAUUGAUGAAUACUCCGGUUACUUAAAUACAAUAUGGUCUGAACAUAAAUCAAUUCAAGAUUUAUUAUUUGAAAAAAUAAGAAUUUGGAAUAAUAAAUUUGUAGAUGCAAAUGUUGCGUUCUUUCGAACUGACAAUGCAUUGGAGAUGCCUACUAAAGAUCAAUUAGCAGAAAUCGGUAUUGAAAAAGAUGAAAUUGCAUCUUACAGUCCAGAAUUAAAUGGAAUUAGUGAAAGAACUAAUAGAUCCAUAAUUCAAUUUAUAAGAAAAGCCCUCUUACCCAUACAAGAUACUAGAACUCUUUAUCUUCUACCUAAGAUUGUUGACUAUGUAACAUACAUAAGGAACAUGACACCUGUUCGUUCAAAAGGAGGUCUGUGUCCGUAUGCAUUAUUCUAUGAUACGAAUAAGUUCCAUUAUAAUCCUAUACAAUUUGGUCUAGACGUAAUUGUUAAGUUAAGUUCCACAGUGGAAGCUAAAAAGUAUGGAGUCAGCAACUCAAAAACUAGUCCAUGUAUUUUAUUUGGUACAUUUAUUGGUUACGGUACAGACGUACACGUUUAUAAAGUUAUUUUAUCUACCAAAGACUUUCCAAUAAUAGUGACACCAAAUAUUACAUUAAUGAAAUCAAUGGAUAAUUUAAAAGUCUAUCUAAAGAGUCUCGAUUACCUUCAAGACAAAGAUGCUCAAGACAUCGAUAUUUCACUCGGAAAACUUACAGAUAGAACAGAUGAAAAAUUAUCUAUAGCAAUAGAGCAUAUGAAUCAAGAUACAAUUUAUGAAUGUAAUGAGUAUGAUACCCAGGAAAGUCUAGUAAAUUCAAACUCAACGAUUCAAGACGUAGCUCAACAUAUAUUCGAAAGAACACAUGAAUCAAAUUCACUAGGAAUGUCAAAUCCAGUCCACUCUAAUUAUACAAUGGUGACUGAUACGUCAAAUGAUUUUGAUUAUACCAUAGAGGAAACUAUGAACGAAGUUAAUCUGAAUCCAUCUGAUACAAAUGAAACGACAACUGAUUCAAAUAUCACAAAAACUAAUUUCAACGACUCACUGAAUAGUAGUGAUAAUUCACAACAAAAAUCGUCUACUCAUCAAACGUUACCUCAUCCACUGGCCCCGGAUAAAAAUGAUGAAAUAAAUAAGAUAAAUGAAGAUGGUAAUACACAUUUAUCAUUAGAGUCGAGUACAUUAUCGGAAAAGACACCGACAACUCAAAAUAAUGUACGGGUUUCAACUAGAAGUAAAAAAGCCAUUGUAGAGACGGUUGAACCCAGAGGAAAAAUAACCUCAAGUAAAGAUUCGAGAGUUAAAAAGGAUCCACAUAAAACAUCUUUACGCAAUUCUUCAAAAUCCUCGAAGAAAAUAAAUGACUUACAAUCGCAUGCACCUAAAGUAAAUAAGUCAUUAGAAACUAUUCCAUAUACUGUCAUAACUCGAUCUAUGUCAAGGAAACUAAACUCACAAUCAUCCAAAUCCAAUUCUUUAGUCACUCGGAAAAUUAAUACUGUAUAUCGAAAAGUCGAUUUAACAGAUAACAACUGGAAGCAGUCAAUACAACGCGAAUUAGAUACUUUUAAGAAAUAUGAAGUAUAUACGGUUGUGAAAAAUCCUAAAAAUGUCAAACCUAUUCCAACUACUUGGGUUCAUACACAUAAAAUUAACGAUCUCAAAGAAGUUCAGUAUAAAUCACGUUGCGUUGUACAGGGCUUUAGGCAAAUUGCAAAUGAACACUAUGAUACCUCGAAGGUGUCAUCUCCUGUGAUUGAAUUAUCCAUAAUUCGUUUACUUACAGCGAUAGCAGUUGAAUAUGAAUGGCCGAUACAUCAUCUUGAUAUAUCUUCCGCAUAUUUACAUGCAGAUAUCGACUAUGAGAAAUCCAUAUUUGUUAAACCACCACCUGGAUCGAAUAUUGAUUCUGGUAAAUGUUGGCAAUUAAACAAAUCUGUUUAUGGAAUGAAACAAGCAGGGUAUAUGUGGUAUCAAUGUAUAACUAAGGUUCUUAUGGAUCUUAAUUUCGAACCUGAUACUGCCAUUAGCGGAAUGUUUUGUAAAUAUUUUGGUGAAAAUAAGAAGCUCAUCGUUGCACUAUAUGUGGAUGAUAUGUUUUUAACUUCGUCUAAUAUUACAAUUCUUAACGAUUUCAAACUUGAACUCGCUAAACAUUUCGACCUUAAAUAUUUCGCUGACAUAUCUGAAUUCUUAGGAAUUGAAUUCAUUCAAAUUGCAGGGGGGUAUAGAUUAUCACAACACAAUUUCUUGAAUUCUGUAAUUAAAAAAUUCAAUUUAACAAAUAAUUAUGGAAAGUAUAUUCCAAUAAUUAAAGAGAAAAAUAAAAUUUCCGAAACUCAACUAAAGAGUGAAUUUACUAAUGACGAAGUCAUUAAAAAUGAAUCAUUGCUAAAUGAAGAAGAUAAAAGACUAUAUCAAUCAGGUGUUGGUUCGUUAUUAUGGGCAGCUAAUAACACGCGGCCAGACAUAAGUUUUGCUGUAAAUCAAUUGAGCUCAAAUAAUCAAAAUCCGACAUCAGUCGAUCUUGAAAAAUUGAUAUAUUGUUUACGUUAUGUAAAACAAACAAUAUCUUUUAGUUUAGAGUAUAAGCGGAAUCGAUUUUCACAUAAAAAGGGAUCAUUUAUCAUUCAAACUUUUUCAGAUGGAUCUUUUGCACCCACAAAAGAUAGAAGACUGAUUACAGGUUAUACAGUUUAUUUAAAUGGUAAUCUAAUAAAUUGGUCUACCAUAAGGCAGAAGGUUAUCACUGAUAGUUCUGCAGCUUGUGAAAUCAAUGCACUACAUUCAGCUGUGAGAAGUACACUUAAAUCAAGACAAGCUAUAUUAGAUCUAAAUUUAGUUAUUGAUGAAAUUACAUUAUUUGAAGACAACGCCGCAGUUAUAGCGAACUGUAAUAAUGAAGGUACUUCAUAUUCAAGGCGUAUGGUCGAUAUCAAAUUAAAAUUUAUCAGACAGUUAGUUUCUGAAGGUAUAUUAAAAUUAAAAUAUGUUAACACAAGUAUUAAUAUAGCAGAUAUGUUAACAAAGGCAUUAAGCCGAAAAUUAUUUGAAAAUCUUCGUUCACUACUAUUUGAAAGAAAUGAUUUAAAUAAAGAAUAG
Messenger RNA from Debaryomyces hansenii CBS767, 5034 nucleotides. Lineage: Eukaryota; Fungi; Ascomycota; Pichiomycetes; Serinales; Debaryomycetaceae. The record is from the annotation of a RefSeq genome assembly.